AUGUCCUUCCAGAAGAUCGUUUCUGAAAUGUACAUAUGGAAGAAAAUGAGGGAUAAUAAGCGAAAUAUACCAAACAAUGGUAUAACUGCCCUGAAGGAAUGUAACAAACAUUUGUUUCCUAACAUAAACAUCCUUCUGGAACUAUUUUGUUGUCUAUCUGUAAGUGUUGCAUCUUCUGAAAGAAGUUUUUCAACACUCAGAAGGCUGAAAAAUUGGAUAAGAUCCAGAAUGGUCCAAGACUGCUUAAAUGGAUUGGUAUUAAUGCAUAUUCACAGGGGCAUCUGCAGCAGGCUGAAUGUUGAUGAUAUCAUCCAAAGAUAA
Messenger RNA from Phaedon cochleariae (mustard beetle), 321 nucleotides. Lineage: Eukaryota; Metazoa; Arthropoda; Insecta; Coleoptera; Chrysomelidae. The record is from the annotation of a GenBank genome assembly.